AUGCUUCGAUCUAAAGUAAUUAGCCAAAGGCUUUCUCAAGUACGACGUCUAUCGUUAAAUACAAGACCCCCAAAUUCAAUAAGAUUGGGCCAGCCGACUCAUGAAACAAGACCACAUAUAAUCCCCAGACCUGGUGAUUUAACUCCUGGAAUAUCAGCGGUUGAAUAUUAUCAAAGAAGAUUGAAGCUAGCAGCAAAAAUGCCAAAAAAUUCAUUAGCUAUAAUAUUGGGAAACACUACAAAGUAUAGUUCUGGAAGUGUAUUUUAUGAUUUUCAACAAGAUAACAAUUUAUAUUAUUUAACUGGUUGGUUGGAACCAGAUUCCGUGAUGGCAAUUGAGAAAAAGUCGGAUCAAGGAAAUGAUGAUGACGUUGUAUUUCACAUGUUAGUACCACCAAAAGAUAUACGACGAGAGCUAUGGGAAGGAUCUAAAUCCGGAAAGGAAGGAGCUUAUGAAGUUUUCAAUGCUGAUUCUGUAGAAGAUAUCAGUAAAGCUUCGAGUUAUAUAAAGUCAUUAAUCAAUAAAAGUAAGACUGUUUUUUAUGAUAAUAAGUAUGAUGAGAAGUUGAAUGCACCAAUUAAACUGUUUUUCAACUUCGGUGGUGAAAAAUUUUAUGGUUUGAACGACGUGAUAUUAAAUUCAGGUAAGCUUAUAAAUCCUUUAUCUAAAUUAAUUGCAGAAUUGAGAAGCGUGAAAUCACCUGGAGAAAUUGAAGUUAUGCAUGCUACUUGUAAAAUAUCAAGUCGAUCUAUAAAUAAAGCUAUGGGUCAAGUCAGUACUAAACAUCCGUUUGCUACAGAAAAGACAUUAGCAAAGUAUUUAGAAUAUCAAUUUGUUAAAGGUGGGUGUGAUAAACAAGCAUACAUACCUGUUGUGGCAAGCGGAUCUAACGCUUUAUCGAUUCAUUACACAAGAAAUGAUGACUUGCUUUAUCACGAUGAAUUGGUAUUUAUAGAUGCAGGUGGUAAAUUGGGUGGGUAUUGUGCAGAUAUUUCAAGAGCAUGGCCAAAUUACAAAAGAGGCUUCACUGAACCUCAAAAAGAUUUAUAUGAAGUGGUUUUAUCUACAAACAAAAAAUGUAUUGAGUUAUGUGAUGAAAGUUUGAAUUAUUCUUUACAUGAUAUUCAUGAGUUUUCAGUGACUUCGCUUCGGAAAGAGUUAAAUAAUCUACCUGGUUUCAAUGUUAAUAAUUCGGAGGUUUCUCGUUAUUUGUAUCCUCAUUAUAUUGGUCAUCACUUAGGCUUGGACUUACAUGAUGUUCCUACAAUUUCAAGAUAUACAAAAUUAAUUGAGGGUAAUGUUAUUACUAUUGAACCUGGUUUGUAUAUUCCAUAUGAUGAUAAAUGGCCCAAACAUUUUCAAGGAAUUGGAAUAAGAAUUGAAGAUGAUGUGGUGGUAGGUAAAUCAAACGAUGAGAUUAUUAAUUUAACUAGCGGUUGUGUUAAAGAAAUUGCUGAUAUUGAAUCGUUGAUCCAAGGUGGUAUAAGUACUCCUGGUGUUGAUGAUGAGUUAGUUGUUUUAGAUAUUUGA
This is a messenger RNA of Lodderomyces pseudojiufengensis, 1530 nucleotides long. RefSeq names its product aminopeptidase. The coding region runs from base 1 to 1530 and encodes 509 amino acids. The record is from RefSeq and is a predicted model, not a curated record. Gene Ontology annotation, molecular function: metalloaminopeptidase activity; manganese ion binding. NCBI's taxonomy places the organism in Eukaryota, Fungi, Ascomycota, Pichiomycetes, Serinales, Debaryomycetaceae. Gene Ontology annotation, cellular component: mitochondrion. The transcript has a single exon.